AUUUAUUUCAGCAUGGCAGAGUCUGUGAAGGUUAUCGUGAGAUGUCGUCCUAUGAACACACGAGAGAACAAUUUGAAGUGCAAAGCAUGUAUCAAAUGUGAUGACACAACAAACAAAGUCUCUAUCUUCAAACCAGAUGAAAAGAGUGCACAGCCUAAAAACUUUACAUUUGACGGAGCUUACUUUGUGGACAGUACAACCAGACAAAUUUAUGAAGAUGUUGGUUUUGCCCUUGUGGAUGGUGUCUUAGAGGGAUAUAACGGAACAGUGUUUGCAUAUGGUCAGACAGGAUGUGGCAAAUCAUUCUCUAUGCAAGGAAUCACUGAUCCUCCAGAACAGCGAGGCAUCAUCCCACGAGCCUUUGAACAUAUUUUCGAACAAAUUGAUGUGGAUGAAGCAGACACCAAGUACCUUGUACAAGCUUCCUAUCUUGAGAUUUACAAUGAGGAGAUCAGAGACCUUUUGGGUAAAGAUGUAAAACAGAAAUUAGAGCUAAGAGAAUCGCCAGAUAAAGGAGUCUACACACAAGGACUAACACAGCACAUUGUUAAAACUAUGGGAGGGUGUAUUAAACUCAUGGAGAAAGGAUGGAUGAGUCGUUCCACUGGAGCUACUCUGAUGAAUGCAGAAUCUUCAAGGUCACAUUCAAUAUUUGCAAUACGAAUAGAGAUGUGUGAACCUGAUGAGGCAUCUACCGAAGAGAAGAUAAAAGUUGGAAAAUUAAAUCUGGUCGAUCUGGCUGGGUCUGAACGGCAGGGAAAAACAGGAGCCACGGGAGAGAGACUGCGUGAAGCGACCAAGAUAAACCUGUCUUUGUCUGCCCUGGGAAAUGUCAUAUCGGCUCUGGUAGAUGGGAAAUCAAAACAUAUUCCCUACAGGGACAGUAAGCUUACCAGGCUUCUACAGGACUCGUUAGGAGGAAACACCAAGACUCUGAUGGUGGCGUGUAUAAGUCCUGCCGAUAACAACUAUGAUGAGACGCUCAGUACACUCAGAUACGCUAACAGGGCCAAGAACAUCAAGAACAAACCUAAGAUCAAUGAGGAUCCCAAGGACGCACUGCUCCGAGAGUAUGCGGAGGAAAUAUCCCGACUUAAGGCAAUGUUGGAGGGUAAGAUCCCCAUGUCAGUGGACGGCGUGACGUCACAACAGACUGUUACCAAGGAGAUUGAGUAUAUCGUCAAGGAGACGGAUUCUGAGGAGAAUUUACGGUUAAAGCAGGAGUAUGAAGAUCAGAUAGCAGAGCUUAAUAGAAAGUACGAAGAAGAGAAGAUGACGAAGAUGAAGCUGAACGAAGAGUUGGAGACAUUGAGACAAUCAUACGAUGAGAAACUCCAACAGACUGAUUCUACCUCCUCUACUAUUGCCUCCUCUACCAUUGCAUCCUCUACUAUUGCCUUAUCUACCAUGACAACUUCUGAUAUGGCUGUUUCGCCUCUUGUUGGUGGGAUAGAAGACAUUAUAUCCGGUGUUUCCAUAGCAACAUCACCUUUAGGUGAAUUAGCAGGAGAAGAGACGCCAGGAUCUCAAUAUUCUGAGAGCCAUGGUUCGGAGGGUCAGGGUUCUGAGACUAUGUCCCAAACUAUGGAUGUUCAGAGCAUAUCCUCAGUAAACACUCCCCAGCCAGUGUACGACGAACCAGUCGACUACUCCAUACAACUCAGCAUUCAGCAGGCUGAGAAGUUGAGUUCCAAGCAGCUAUCAAACCUGGUGCUAACCCCCUCCCAAGUGCGUAUCCUGGGCUACGAUGGUCCUGUGACUCCAGCCCAUGUUGCGUGUCUGGCGCUCUCCGCCGGACAGAUCGCCCAGUUGGACCUUACUAAGGAGCAACGUGCGGAACUGUCUCCAUAUCAGGAUAGCGUGUUGUCGAUGUUGGAUGAACAAUGCGAGAAGUUAGCUUACGACCAACUUCUCUCCUACGUGAACCUGCUCAAAACAACCAAACCGUUGAAACUCACAUUUGAUCAAGCUCAGAGCCUGACGUCCAAGCAGUUAGGUUCCCUGGCUCUCAGUAAGGAACAGAGUAAAGCUUGUGGUGGUGCCGAGACUGCACAGGCUCUAACUCUGGAGCAGAUUAGUGAACUAAAACUCAGCCCAGCUCAAGUUGCCCAGCUGAGGCUCACUGAAGAUCAGAUAGCGGAUAUGGAUGAGGACCAAUAUGAGACUGCCACACAAGUAAGCAAGCUAUUGGAGAAACACGAGCUUAUGUGUGUGCUGAGUGAUCCCAAACUAAAAGACAUCCAGACUGUCACUUUAACAUCCUCACAAGCGACCCAGUUAGAUCCGGAGCUGGUACACUCCCUUCCUUUAACUGAUGUUCAGACUAAGAUUAUAAAGGAGUACAAGGACUCUUUCACAAACAUAGAUGUAAGUGACAUAGAUCAGCUACCGCUUCUGCCCCACCAAGUAAAACAUCUUAAAGUGGAUGAGAGUUGUGACGAAUCUCUCACAAAAUCUCAGAGCAAAAAGGUCAGCAAUUCCAUACAAACUCAAACGUAUGUCGAGAACGUUGCCAUAGCAACAAUGGUAGAUAUGGAGGAGGGACUGACAAAAACUGUCACCUUGUCACCCGCGGAAACUGCUACCAUAACGAAAGAGCAGCUCGCUAAAAUUCAGGUAGCAGUAUCAGCAGCACACGUAUCGCUAAUAAACCCAGAUCUAGCAGAGCCUCUUACCCUCACGCCUAUUGAGAUACAACAGAUGUCUCUAACAGAGGAACAGAUCCAGCAGAUAAAGGCUAAGAAGGUGAAGCGCAUUGAGAAACAUGGAAAGAUCGUCAAGAAGUUAAAGAAGCAGUCUGCAGCUCUUCUGGAAUGUUCUGUAGACAGAGGUAGUCCUGAACCUCACCUAGUUCUCACUCACGACCAAGCUGCUCAGAUCGGAGGGAGUGUAGCUCCAACCAAACAACAACAAGAGACUCUGCACAUUGAGCCCGGCCGGCAACUUGACUCUGAAGACUUAGGUGGGUUAGUACUGACACCUGGACAAAUAGCUCAGCUGAAUAUCCCCCAACAUAGUAUGGAAACUCUACUGAAACCGGAGCAGAUGGAGACAGCCCUGGUUGCAAAGCAAAACGUUGUUAAACAGGAUGCCCUGAAGAGGUUGAAAGAAAUCUCCCCCCUUGAGGAGAUUGAGAUGGUACUUACUGAGAACCAGAUAAAAACCUUGUCUCCAAGACAACUAUCCGGUUUGACCCUGACCCCGGAACAAUGUGAUAUUCUGGGACUAGUCAAGGGACAAACUGUGUCCCUCGACGAAAUAGCUCUUAUCACUCUCAAUGGACAACAGAUAAUCCAACUGAAGUUGUCAGACAACCAAUUAGCUAGUUUUAGCAGUCAACAGAAGAUGAUAAUGUCAAGUGUUACAUCACGUGCUGUACAAGAGCUGGCGUACCUGAACACUAACGAGGAAGCUGGACUCCUGCAACUGACAGUUGACCAGAUCCAGAUGGUAUCAGAGGAACAGAUUGCUAAACUUACACUUACUCAAUCUCAGUUCGCUCAGCUAGGGUUAGACAGAUCGGACGUUGUAUCACGUGAUCAGAUAGCAAGUCUACAACUGACCGCCAGUCAGCUGAGUCAAGUCUCGCUAACAGGUCAACAAGUUUCCUUCUUGUCGCAGGAUCAGAAACAGAAACUUAACGCAGCGUUGGAGGUGGUGGAGAAUACGGGGCUUCUUGAAGAGGUGCUCAGACUCACAGGAGUAAUCCCUGUCUCUAAACAAGCUGCCAAGGAAGGGCGAACUAAAGGAGGCAAGGAGAAGGAGAUUAAGGAGAAGGAGAGUAAGGAGAAAGAUAGGAAGGAGGAGGAAGAAGUAAGGGGUCCUGAGGAGGAGACGAGUAAAGCUAAGUUCAUCAGGCUGACUGCAGAGCAGGCAAGUUUGCUAUCAAAGUCACAGUUGGAAUCUCUUGUACUGACAGAAGAACAGCUUUCAUUACUGGGAAUAACAGAAGACGAGGUUAAAGACUUGGUUCCGUCCCAAAUCGCACAGCUGCUAUUUACCCAGAACCAAAUUGCAGCCCUGAAACUCUCAAACAAUCAGCUGAAAGGAAUGCGCAGCAAAACUUCAAAACUCUCUGAUGUCAACGCAAAACGAAAAGCUAUGCCGCGACUGCAAGAGAUGCCCCUAACUGAAGCAGCUGUAGAGAUAAGUGACGCUGACCAGGAGGAAGCAAUCAGAAUGCACCAAGCUGCUCUACAGAAGUUGCAGGAGCUCCAGGGUAACGUGGUGCAGUCUGGGGCAGACCUCCAGGUUAAAGCCUCUAAAAAGGAGAUAAAGGAGAAAUUGAAGAGGAGGAGAGAUGCAGCGGAAGCGAAGAGAAGGAAGCUGAGACGUGCUAUGGAGGAGGGUGACGAUGAGGGGGUCAUUGAGGAGCUGUUCAACUUGCAGAUGGAGGAGGUCGAGGUCCGCAACAAAAAGGUCGGAAGAAUAAAGGAGAAGUACGAAGAGAAAGUGAACGAGAUAAAAGAUCUGACUGAAGAGUUCCAGACACAGCGAGAAGACUAUUUGGACUCCAUUCGUCAACAGAGUCAGGAAUCUAAACUAUUACAGCAGAUCCUAGAUCAGAUUCAACCACUGCUGCGUCGAGACAGCAACUACUACAACCUGGAUGCCAUAAAGAGGGACUGUAAAUGGAGCCCGGAGACAGGUUCAUGGUUACUUCCUCCUGUCAUGAUAACAAGAACAAAGCUACCCACACCUGCAGAUAUUCCUUCUCACAAGAGCUCCUCGGGCAUCCAGCCAGCCUAUAUGGACCUCCCAGACGACAUGAAGAUCAGAGCAAAGCUCGCUUCAACUGAGAAUUCAGACUACUUCAAGUCUACCCGAGCACAGCGGCUGCUUCAGGAGAACAAGCUGUACAACGGCGGGGGGCACGGAGGGAGCAGAAACUUUCUGGAUGAUAACGACGUGCUAGGGAGAGGCCCCAGGAACGUUCUAGAUCCCAUAGAUAAGAGGAAGAAGAGAAGUAGGAACAAACAGAACUUCUGAGAUUAGAUUAAGAUUUCUUCUGGGGUUGAGGUAUAAAAAUACUUGACGCCAGGUUUAAUAUCGGAGCGUUCGUGGUACUGAUUUCAAUUUUGUUAUCUUUGAAGCUCGUUCUAUCUAACGAGAUUAAAUUUAAAUGAGCUCCCUGUGAUUGAACCAGUAGUGACCGGCUUAGGCGUGACUGCGUGUUGGACCUGAAAUUAAUAACCUUAAAAUGUUGAUAACCGCACAGUUUGAAUCCAUUGCAGUUGAGACAGUUGUUAAGUCAAUUUCUUGAAGUGAAGAUAUUUUUAUUAAUAAGGGGGACAACCUUAACAUACAGAUACUUAAGUCUAAGAUACUUACCCUAACAGAAAUAAUUUGAGGCGUUCUCAGUGCUUCACAGUUCACAGUGAUUACUAGAGACAACUAAAUUAUGUAUUACAUUUUUAGACCAAUAAUGUGAUGUAUCAGUAUGACGCAAACCAGAAAAUUAGUCGAAUAUUUGUAAAUAAUAAUGUUGUAAAUAUUGUGAACAGUAAAUGGCAAAAUUGAUUUAUUUUCAUGGUUGAUUUUGAAAUCGAAA
This is a messenger RNA of Bolinopsis microptera, 5551 nucleotides long. RefSeq names its product kinesin-like protein KIF17. The transcript has 36 exons. NCBI's taxonomy places the organism in Eukaryota, Metazoa, Ctenophora, Tentaculata, Lobata, Bolinopsidae. Gene Ontology annotation, biological process: microtubule-based movement; mitotic spindle organization; spindle elongation. The coding region runs from base 13 to 4989 and encodes 1658 amino acids. Gene Ontology annotation, molecular function: ATP binding; microtubule binding; microtubule motor activity. Gene Ontology annotation, cellular component: microtubule associated complex. The record is from RefSeq and is a predicted model, not a curated record.